Messenger RNA from Salvia splendens (bonfire salvia), 1270 nucleotides. Its product is annotated as chlorophyll a-b binding protein 7, chloroplastic. Lineage: Eukaryota; Viridiplantae; Streptophyta; Magnoliopsida; Lamiales; Lamiaceae. Gene Ontology annotation, cellular component: membrane. The record is from RefSeq and is a predicted model, not a curated record. Bases 163 to 1191 code for a protein of 342 amino acids. Gene Ontology annotation, biological process: photosynthesis, light harvesting. The transcript has 5 exons.
UUAUUAAAUUUUCCAUGGAACGUGGCACUACAUAAGCCGGUUCCUAUAAAGUAUUCUAGAAGGCAAAUAAUCGAAAACAAUAAUAAAAAAAUGAAAAGGGAAGAGCAGACAGAAACUAGUGGCUGAGGAGUGAAGAUUCCGUUUAACGGCGCUACCGCAGCAAUGUCUCUGCUCCGCCCUCCGCCGCCGCUCCUCCGCUGCGAACGCGCGGCUUCCACUUUUCCGAGCUCCAACGUUAGCAGCUCUUUCUCCCGCUUUAAAGCUUCAUGGGAAGAGGUUAGUAGCCACACCUGCAAACAGAUACCAGGUUUGUAUAACUUUCUCUGUGAAGCUGCCGUUUCUGUGAAGGUUGCUGGAGUUGUUGUGUUCUCCGCGAUUCCUUUCACGGCGGUGAAAGCGAUUGCCAACAGCCCGCUCGGGGAGGAGCUCCAGAGGCGAAUGGAGGAGAAGAAGAAGCUUUAUAAGGACAACUCUUCCAAGUUGAAGGCUCUCUCCAAAAAGGCUAGAUUAGAGAGUGUGUGGUAUGGGGAGGAUCGCCCUCGUUGGCUUGGUCCGAUCUCAUAUGAGUACCCUUCCUAUCUCACUGGCGAGCUGCCUGGGGAUUAUGGUUUUGACGUUGCUGGUUUGAGCCAGGACCCUGUGGCAUUGCAGAGAUAUUUUAAUUUUGAAGUUCUGCAUGCAAGGUGGGCUAUGCUUGCGGCCCUUGGUGCUUUACUUCCAGAGAUAUUAGAUCUGAUAGGAGCUUUCCAUUUCGUUGAACCUGUUUGGUGGCGAGUGGGAUACUCAAAGCUUAAGGGCGACACACUAGACUACCUUGGCAUCCCCGGGCUCCAUUUAGCUGGGAGUCAAGGAGUUCUCAUCAUUGCCAUCUGUCAAGCCAUUCUCAUGGUUGGUCCAGAGUAUGCUCGUUAUUGUGGCAUUGAGGCAUUGGAGCCCUUAGGCAUAUAUUUACCGGGGGACAUCAAUUAUCCAGGAGGUGCACUUUUCGACCCCUUGAAUCUCUCACAAGAUCCCGUUGCUUUUGAAGAACUGAAGAUCAAAGAGAUAAAAAAUGGGCGCCUAGCCAUGGUUGCGUGGUUAGGUUUUUAUGCUCAAGCAGCUCUAACUGGCAAAGGACCUGUACAUAACCUUCUUGACCAUAUUUCCGAUCCUUUCCAUUAUAACCUGCUUUUAGUUCUAAAAAAUCUUUAGUAUAUCUACUUGAGUUGUGCCUUGUAAAUUAUGUGUACAUCUUUUAAUUUCAUUACCAGCAAUUUACCCACUUUCAGUA